AGCUUUGCAGGUCAGGUUCCCCAUUGGAGCCAACCGGUAUACGCCAAGUAUUUGACGUGUACUGAAUGUGUGCAGUGAAUGACAGAAUAUUGUGUUUUAUUCACUGGAUUAUGUUCGAAAUGGCUUCAAAAAAGGAACAGAAGGAAAAUGAGACUCCUGUGAUUAAAGUCAAUAAAUGGGAUGGUUCCGCUGUGAAGAAUGCAUUGGAUGAUGCAGUCAGAGAUGUUUUAAUAAGGAAAUACAAUUACAUAGAGAACUUUUCUUUAUUAGAUGGAAGAUUGGCUCUCUGUGGAGUUGCAGUCGGCGUAGCUACAGUUGCAUUGCUUUGGGAUUAUUUAUACCCUUUUCCUACUUCUAAACCCGUGCUUGUUGGUUGUGUCUCAAUUUAUUUUAUCCUUAUGGGUAUUCUGACGCUCUACACUACAUAUAAAGAGAAAGGAAUAUUUACAGUUGCUAUUCAAAGAGAUCCAGCAGGAUUUGAUCCUGACCUUGUAUGGGAAGCAAGUUCCUAUUUAAAAAAGUAUGAUGACAAAUACAAUCUUGUAUUAUCUGUUAAAACUGAAUCUUCUGUAACACUUAAUGAAACAUCCGUCACGAAAUCCGUCGCUAAUUUCAUAGAUGUCAAUGGUGUUGUCAUUCCAGAGUUGGUAGAAGCUGUGGUAACGAGUAUGCAUGACAGCUUGACCAGUCAUCGUAAAGAGAAGUAGAUUAGAAAGCUACGAGUGUUAUCGAUCUGUAUGCAUUUGUUGCACAAUAUUGACAUACUGAAAUCCAAUUACAAAGCAUUUAAAUGAUUUUGA
Molecule: messenger RNA, 800 nt
Organism: Cephus cinctus (wheat stem sawfly)
Lineage: Eukaryota; Metazoa; Arthropoda; Insecta; Hymenoptera; Cephidae
Gene: Spase25
Product: probable signal peptidase complex subunit 2
Exons: 3
Coding region: 66-707 (213 amino acids)
Biological process (GO): protein targeting to ER
Cellular component (GO): signal peptidase complex; membrane
Source: RefSeq, a predicted model, not a curated record